UAGCUCACGUCUAAAUCGUAGCAGAGAAGUGAUCACUCUCUGAGAGACUCUCCUCCACUCAUGGCUCUAACCACCGGCGGAGCUAGAGUCCUCUGCGGAAGCCCCACCACACAACACCCCUACACCAGCCUCUCCUCCCAGCGCCACGUCCUCUCCCCGCUCUCGCCAAGAAGAACCCUCCACGUGGUGUCCGCCAAGCGCUUCACCUCCAGAACCGGGAGGCUGGACAACAAGAGCAACAAUAGGAACUUCAAGAGGAGCAAAGACCAAGAACAAGACCCACGGACGGCUGAGCUUGAAAGCCUUGCGGCGGAGAACAUUGAUGAUGGCUACUUCUUGCCUAAGCUUCCGGGAGAUGAGCCGGAUUUCUGGGAAGGUGAACAGUUGGACGCUCUUGGGUUCUUCGUCGAGUAUUUGUGGGCUUUUGGUUUUGGCUUUGCGGUUAUUGCAGCAAUUGCGGCUGCCGCGACAUUCAAUGAAGGGGCAACUGAUUUCAAGGAGACUCCUGCUUACAAAGAUUCAAUCCAGUCUCGCGAGUUUCUAGAAGAACCAGAGGGAUCUAGCCCAGAUGUCUUUGAAUCCAACCCCACUGAAGUGGCUCCUAGUUUGGAAUAGUAGUGUUUGUAGAAUGAAAGAACAAUGACUCUCUACAUCAGAUGAUACAUGAUACAGUCCUAGGCAAAGAAACUGUGUUAGAGAUUAUAUCUCAACUUUGUAAGGCAAUUUUCAAUAGAUUAAAACUUAUGUUUCUGAAAGCUUUCUGAACUUGGCACAUUGUCUU
Messenger RNA from Argentina anserina (silverweed cinquefoil), 781 nucleotides. RefSeq lists its product as uncharacterized. Bases 61 to 615 code for a protein of 184 amino acids. The transcript is spliced from 2 exons. The record is from RefSeq and is a predicted model, not a curated record. NCBI's taxonomy places the organism in Eukaryota, Viridiplantae, Streptophyta, Magnoliopsida, Rosales, Rosaceae.